This is a messenger RNA of Callithrix jacchus (white-tufted-ear marmoset), 12349 nucleotides long. The record is from RefSeq and is a predicted model, not a curated record. NCBI's taxonomy places the organism in Eukaryota, Metazoa, Chordata, Mammalia, Primates, Cebidae.
UUCCAAGUUGGGUAUAUCCUAAAGAUAAAAAGAAUUAUAAAAAACAAAAUUAAAAAUAAAAAGAUUUUCAUUUAUCAUAUUGAUGAUAGUGUUAAUAUUUUUAUUCUCAGGUUGUGUGAAUAUUUUGUGAUAAGCAAUUUUGUAGGCUGCAUUGAGAAUAGAGGGUUUUCGCAUGUGAGAAAAGAGAAAUGAUAUAAGAUCAAUGAGAUUAAGUAAAAAUCCUAUAAACCUGAAUUUGAAUUAGAAGCAACAGUAUAAACUAAUGAUAAUGUGUAUUUAUAUAUCUGUGUACAUGUUUAUAUAGAUAUGUGUGUAUAUACUGUCUUGGAUCUGUGUACUGAAAUGGCAUUGAGUAUCCCUAUUACUGAGAUUGUGGAUUCCGAAUACCAUUUCGUACUAAAAGGAAUUAGGGCUUCUUUAAGUAAAUGACUGGUUCCAAGUUGAAGGCAAAACAAAUAUAAGAUAUGCCUGGAAUAAGUUAUAAUGCCAGAAAGGUAAGGAAGCUCUUGGAGGCGGAGGUUAAGAUUAUGUCAUAAGGUCAGGAACCAAUUUGAAUAAGGCUCUGCUGUCCAAAGACGGGACAGUUUGAACUUCAAUAAGGAUAACCACAAAGAAUUGAAACCUAUCACAUAAGUUUGUUCAUAAGUCUAUGAAUUCAUAACUUUUAAAACUCACUGAUUGUCUUUAAGGAUGCUAGGAAGCUGUUACUAAUUGUUUUGAAAAUUAGUAAAUAGAAGUAAAAAAGUAUUCAUUUAUUCUGUUCUUACUAUACAGACUGCAUCAGGACAACUGAAUAGUUGAUGAGUUUUUUUUAUAGAAAUAUUCCUGCUAGCAAAUAAAGAAAGAAUGAUAGACUAUCACGUGAUUGUUUUAUAGCCCCCUUAAUGGAUUGCUCUAGUUGGUGAUCAUUAGUAACUGCUUAUAUCAAAGAAAGGGAAUUCAGUAGACAUUUGAACUUACCGUUGGAAGUACAUACUACCUGCCACCUGUGAAGCAGUCUUGGCAAAAAAGAAAAAAAAAAGUGUUUUGCUUUGUUUUGUUUGUUUUCAGAAACAGAGUCGGUCUGUUGCCCAGAGUGGAGUGCAGUGGUAUCUCGGCUCACUGCAACCUCCACCUCCCAGGUUCAAGCGAUUAUUGUGCCUCAGCCUCCAAGUACCUGGCAACACUGGUGCGUGCCACCACACUGGCUAAUUUUUUUUAUUUUAGUAGAGAUGUGGUUUCAGCAUGUUGCCCAGGCUGGUCUGGAACUCCUGAGCUCAGGCAAUCCAGUCCACCCACGUCAGCCUCCCAAAGUGCUAGGAUUACAGGCAUGAGCCACCACGUCUGCUCCCCACCAAAAAAGAUUUUAAUACAGAAUGAUCCUGAAUCUGAUGAAAGCUCUAGAUGUGUUUAUUAAUUUGUUGUAAAUACAAGAGUCAGAAGAACAUACUAAACUACAUCAUGGUAAUAUAUUUAGCAGAAUCCAAACUAUAGGAAACUACCAGGUAACCUGAUUUCUUCAACAACAAAAAAAUUGUAGAGGAGAGGGAACCCAUAUAAGGAGAUUGAAGAGACAUAGCCAUCCAGUCACAAUGUGUAGACCUUAUUCAGAUCCUGAUUCAAACAAAGAAAAAACGAUUUGGGAAAUGUUAACACUGCCUAGGAGGUUCAUAUUAAGGAAUUAUUGUUUGUUUUAGAUGUGAUAGUGGUACUGUAGUUGCUUUACAUACUUCCUUCUAGAGGUAAAUAGGGAAAUAUUUACAGGUGAAAUAAUAUGCUAUCUGAUUUGCUUGAAAAUAAUCUAGAGGAAUUGGGUAGAUAGUGGACUGGGAUAUGGUUGAUACUUACACCUGUAAUUUCAGCACUUUGGGAAGCUGAGGCGGGAGAAUCACUUGAGUCCAGGAGUUUGAGGUUGCAGUGAGCUAUAUUGGUGCCACUGCACUCCAGCCUUGGCAACAGGGCAAGACGCUAUUUCUAAAGAAAAAAACAAAAAACAGCUACAAAUUGGUAAAUGUUGGUUGAAACUUGGCAAUGGGUGGAGGUCCAUUAACUAUUUACUUUUUUAUAGUAUAUUUUUUCAUUUUUAUCACAAAAAAUUAUGAAAGUUUCUCCUGCAAAGGAAGGAAAAACUAGUAGGAAGGAAUAAGAAUAGAGAAACUCAGUCAUUUAAUUGUCCUUUGUAUAUGAAUGCUAGGAGAUUUGAUGUUUAUGGAGUAUUAAUCACAAUCAAGAAAUGUUUUACUGUUCAACAGUGCACAGCACCACAGAGAUUGAGAUCUGUCCCUGUACUUCACUGGGGUGAUAAAGUGGAAACUAGAGACUUAAAUGUCGAGUAAUAACAGCAGUCCAGUGGACACAGAGAAGCAUAAGGAAGACGUAGCAGUUUCCUUCAGAAAGGUUGGAAUAGGACUGAAGACUUUUGAGAUGCUUUCUUGUUUAGCAGGGAUGUAGAGUUCGGAGGAUAAGACACAUGCUAGAUGAGGGAUUGAAGGCUUGUCCUCUGGUCUCGGCUUUGCUGUUUUACUUUUUUUUUCCCCCUUGGAGAUGGAGGAGUUUCACUUUUGUCGCCCAGGCUGGAGCGCAGUGGCGUGAUUUCAGGUUCAAGCAAUUCUCCUGCCUUAGCCUCUCAAAUAGCUGGGAUUACAGGCGCCCACCACCACAGCCAGCUAAUUUUUUGUAUUUUUAGUAGAGACGGGGUUUCACCAUAUUGGCCAGGCUAGUCUCAAACUCCUGACCUUGGAUCCACCCACCUCGGCCUCCCAAAGUGCUGGAUUUACAGGUGUUAGCAACCACACCUGGCUCAUUUUACUCUUUAUUUGACUUUGGGUAAGUCAUUUUAACAUCUCUACUUUAAUUUCCUCAUUCAGAGUAUUGAGAAUGAUGCCCAUCCUGUCUUCAGGAAAGUCUUGGUGUAAGAAUAAAGUGACUGAGCACAUGAAAAAGCCCUUGGUAAACCAUAUAUUCCCAUUCUGAUGUGAGAUACUCCUUCUACAGUCACUAAAAGGAACAUGAAGUUGGGGGGAAUGUUUAAAAAAGGGAGUGAGGAGGGGAGGUAUGCCAUUGCUUUUCUGUUUUAAUGUUUUCGUGGGUUUUUUUCCAUUUUUUAAAUUGUCGCUUAAAAAUAUAUUUACCAUUUUAGCCAGUUCUAAGCGUAUAUAUAGUUCUGCGACAUUAAGUACAUUCAGAUUGGUGUGCAGCCAUCACCACCAUCCAUCUCCAGAACUUUCUCAUUUUCCCCAGCUGAAACUUUGUACUUACUAAAUACUAACUCCCCAGCCCCUGACAACCAUCCUUCUACUUUCUGUCUCUAUGAAUUUGAUUACUGUAAGUACUUAAUAUAAGUGGAAUCCCUAUUUGUCCUUUUGUGACUGGCUUAUUUCACUGAACAUAAUGCUGUCAAGAUUCAUCGGUUUUAGCAGGUGUCAGAAUUUCCUUCCUUUUUAAGGCUGAAUAAUCCACUCUAAGUAUACACCACAUUUUGUUUCUCCAUUCAUUUGUCUGUGGACACUUGAGUUGCUUCUACCUUUUGGCUAUUGUGAAUAAUGCUCUUAUGAACAUGGGUGUAUACAUAUGUAUUUGUAUUGAGGAAGCAGUGUGUUUUUAAAAAUUAUUGCUUAUGGAAACAUCCAGAGUCAUAUUCGAGGAUAUAUGUACACUGUGAUCUAUGAGGCUUUUUUCUAGGAAAUUUUUUGUUUCCGAGUACUAAUCCAAUUUUUUUAACCGCAAUCUUCUAAGAGUCUAAGACUAUAAAGGAAUAUGGAUCCCAAGAGAUAAUUUUUGGACUCUAAAUCUUAAAGAAUGAUUACAGAUAAGCCUUUUCUUAAUUUUUUUUUUUAACUAAUUUUAUUCAGCAGUUUUCAACUUAAUGCCAGGUACUGUAUUAUGUGGUGAGGAUUUAGAGUUGAAUAAAUGAAAUUCAAGUGGUGAAAAGUACUACUGCAAAGAAAACAAACUGAAGAAAGGUAAUAGUGAAUGAUGGUAUAGGAUGUUAUUUUAUAUAGGCUAACCAGGGAAGUCUUCUCUGAGAGGUGGCAUUUGAGCAAAGACUUCAGUGAAAUGAGAAUGUGAACCACGUGAAGACAUUUCGGAAGAGCGGUGCAGGCAAAGGGAAGAGCCCUGAGAAAUGGAUGAAAAGAGGCUGCUGGAUCCAGGGUUGAAGGUUCGUAAAGGCCUCUGGGAUUAUGCUCUGAAGAACCCACAGACGGAAUGCCUGAGUGACUGAAGAAAAUGGGUGCUAAUGCAUCUAAUUAUCCUCAUUCAUGUUCCCCGAGGGUAGGGGGAAAUUCACAGGCCCAACAGACUUUUAUAGGGACAUCAUCCUAUUCUCAGCAAGGCUAUGGUUGCGAAUCAAAAUUGUAUAGCCUUGACCAUGGCCAUGAGAAACCACAAGACAAAAAAAAGAGAACCUCUGGCCUUGCCACCCUCAAAAAGAAGUUUAUUAAGCGUCGAAAAUCUAAUAGGUCUGCCGAUCAUGCCAAGCAGAUGCGAGAACUCCUCUCUGGGUGGGAUGUUAGAGAUGUCAAUGCAUUAGUGGAGGAAUAUGAGGGAACGUCAGCAUUAAAGGAGCUUUCUCUACAAGCCAGUUUGGCUAGACCGGAAGCCCGGACAUUGCAGAAAGAUAUGGCUGAUCUUUAUGAGUACAAAUAUUGUACUGAUGUAGACUUAAUAUUUCAAGAAACUUGUUUUCCUGUCCAUCGUGCCAUUUUGGCAGCAAGAUGUCCAUUUUUUAAAACCCUGCUUUCUUCCUCACCUGAGUAUGGGGCAGAGAUAAUAAUGGACAUCAAUACAGCUGGUAUUGAUAUGCCCAUGUUUUCUGCUUUGUUACACUACCUUUAUACAGGAGAGUUUGGAAUGGAGGACUCAAGGUUUCAAAAUGUCGAUAUCCUUGUUCAGCUUAGUGAAGAAUUUGGAACACCAAAUUCCCUUGAUGUAGAUAUGCGUGGACUCUUUGAUUACAUGUGCUAUUAUGAUGUCGUCCUUAGUUUUUCGUCAGACUCUGAACUGGUUGAAGCUUUUGGUGGAAAUCAGAACUGUUUAGAUGAAGAGCUCAAAGCCCACAAGGCGGUUAUUUCUGCACGGUCCCCAUUUUUUCGAAAUUUAUUACAAAGGAGGAUACGAACUGGUGAAGAAAUCACAGACCGAACUUUGAGGACUCCCACAAGAAUUAUAUUAGAUGAGUCAAUUAUACCAAAAAAAUAUGCAAAAGUGAUAUUACACUGUAUGUAUACCGACGUGGUGGACCUCUCUGUUUUGCACUGUAGCCCCUCUGUCGGGAGUCUCAGUGAAGUUCAGGCUCUCGUCGCAGGAAAGCCAAACAUGACCAGGGCAGAAGAAGCCAUGGAACUUUACCACAUAGCACUGUUCUUGGAAUUUAACAUGCUUGCACAAGGCUGUGAGGAUAUCAUUGCUGAGAGCAUCUCAUUAGAUACCUUAAUUGCCAUCCUCAAGUGGAGCUCUCAUCCAUAUGGCUCUAAAUGGGUGCACCGACAAGCUUUACAUUUCCUCUGUGAGGAAUUUUCCCAGGUCAUGACUUCGGAUGUUUUUUAUGAACUCAGCAAAGACCAUCUGCUUACUGCUAUCCAGUCUGACUACCUACAGGCAAGUGAGCAAGAUGUCCUUAAAUAUCUGAUUAAAUGGGGAGAGCAUCAGUUGAUGAAAAGAAUAGCAGACAGAGAGCCAAACUUACUGAGUGGCACUGCCCACAGUGUGAACAAAAGAGGUGUAAAAAGACGAGACCUGGACAUGGAAGAGCUCAGAGAGAUCCUUUCUUCUCUCUUACCUUUCGUGCGAAUUGAACACAUCUUACCUUUAAACAGUGAAGUCUUAAGUGAUGCACUGAAAAGAGGCUUGAUUAGUACUCCUCCAUCAGAUAUGCUUCCUACAACAGAAGGUGGGAAGUCAAAUGCCUGGUUACGGCAAAAAAAUGCUGGCAUCUAUGUUCGUCCUCGACUCUUCUCUCCCUAUGUGGAAGAAGCAAAGUCAGUGCUAGAUGAGAUGAUGGUGGAACAAACAGAUCUUGUGCGCUUGCGAAUGGUUAGAAUGUCCAACGUGCCAGACACACUCUACAUGGUCAAUAAUGCCGUGCCACAGUGUUGUCACAUGAUCAGCCACCAGCAGAUCAGCAGCAACCAGUCAAGCCCUCCUUCAGUUGUAGCCAAUGAAAUUCCAGUUCCGCGUCUCCUCAUUAUGAAAGACAUGGUCAGACGACUGCAGGAGCUGCGGCACACGGAGCAGGUGCAGAGGGCCUAUGCGCUCAACUGCGGGGAGGGCGCCACCGUCAGCUAUGAAAUUCAGAUUCGAGUACUGAGAGAGUUUGGUCUUGCAGAUGCUGCUGCAGAGCUCUUGCAGAAUCCUCACAAAUUCUUUCCUGAUGAACGCUUUGGGGAUGAAAGUCCUCUCUUGACAAUGAGACAGCCUGGGAGAUGUCGUGUAAACAGUACCCCUCCUGCAGAAACCAUGUUUACAGAUCUGGACUCUUUUGUGGCCUUCCAUCCACCCUUGCCUCCUCCACCACCUCCCUACCACCCCCCAGCUACGCCAGUCCAUAACCAGCUCAAAGCAGGCUGGAAACAAAGACCUCCCAGUCAGCAUCCUUCACGUUCAUUUUCUUAUCCCUGUAAUCAUUCGCUGUUCCACUCCAGAACAGCUCCUAAAGCUGGCCCUCCCCCAGUCUACUUGCCAAGUGUUAAAGCAGCGCCUCCUGAUUGUACCAGCACUGCAGGACUGAGCAGACAGACGGUGGCUGCUACCGCCGCCACCACCACCACCUCAACAGCAGCAGCAGCAGCAGCAUCUGAGAAGCAAGUGCGAACGCAACCUGUGCUGAAUGAUCUGAUGCCAGACAUCGCUGUGGGUGUGUCCACACUGUCACUCAAGGACAGGAGGCUUCCAGAGCUUGCUGCAGACACAGAAUUAAGCCAGUCAGUUUCUGAAGCAGGACCAGGGCCUCCCCAGCAUCUGUCAUGUAUUCCACAGAGACAUACACACACUUCUCGGAAAAAACACACACUAGAGCAAAAAACAGAUGCCAGAGAAAAUCCACAGGAAUAUCCGGAUUUCUAUGACUUCUCAAAUGCUGCUUGCAGACCUUCUACUCCUGCUCCCGGCAGACGCACCCCUUCCCCUUCGCAAGGUGGAUAUUUUGGUCCCGAUUUGUACAGCCACAGUAAGGCAUCACCAAGUGGCUUAAAGUCAGCCUACCUACCUGGCCAGACGUCUCCUAAAAAACAGGAAGAAGCUAGGAGAGAAUAUCCACUUUCCCCUGACGGGCAUCUACACAGACAAAAGAAUGAGCCGAUACACCUGGAUGUUGUCGAGCAGCCUCCCCAGAGGUCAGACUUUCCUUUGGCAGCCCCAGAAAAUGCUAGUACCCAUGUCAGGGGACGAACCACAGUAGAAACUGACUUGACUUUUGGGCUGACUCCUAACAGACCUUCACUUUCUGCAUGUAGCGCUGAAGCUCCUGAAGAGAGAUCCAGUAGAAGACUGGCAGACAGUGAGUCCCUGGGCCAUGGAGCUCAGAGAAAUACAGAUUUGGAAAGGGAAGAUUCAGUAAGCAGAGGAAGGAGGUCACCAAGCAAGCCGGACUUCCUCUACAAAAAAUCUGCCCUCUGAGAGCAACCUCCAAGUCGUCUGUGCCUGAGAUGUGAAACAUCCCAUUUUAUGAUGUAACCCAACAACUUACAGACCAGUUUAUCAACGCCAGCUGACAACUCGGUUUCACAUUAUUUUGGUCUAGUUUUUGUGUGUAUAUGUGUUAGACAUGGCAUGCUAGGAGGUUUUUUUUUUAAUGUUGCAUCUGUCUAAUUUGUGUUUGAACAAUUAUGUCGGGAAGCAUUUUUAAGAGCGAGCUGGCACUUUCUAUUUCUCUUUACAAAUGAUGGAAUUUUUUUGCACUUGUACAUUUAUUUUCUCUGUAUUGAUUUUAUAUUAGUAUGUUAAACUUUAUUGCCACAUUUAAAGGACUGUAUUUUCAUACUUUUUUGCAUUUUACCUUUCAUCUACCAAUCCAUGUGCAUUGGAUUGCACACUAAGAUGUAUUUUCUUAUGAAAUAGUUCUGUGUUUAUUUUUUAAUUAUAGAAAUUCCAAAGAACAGCACAUCAGAAUGCUCCUCUCUUUUCAGUAAUUGUUUCAGUUCAGAAAUCUUCCCGCCCAGUCUCCAUAAAUCUAAUGUCUUUUUUUUUUUUUUUAACAAGUCCUGGGAGCUGGGCUUCAUUCCUCCAGCGAGAGUCCAGUCAGGGUCCUGAAGUUUACUGGUUCAGGAAAGAACAGGAGGGAGAAAAGCCUUCUGUGUCCAGGCUGAAGCCGUCCAUUUCCACAGUGUGGAUGCAAUCAGAAUCCCUACACAUUCUGGUCAGAAGGAUUAGAGUAUCACCAGAAGAGGCUCUAAGGAGAUUGGAUCCCUUGGAAUUAGAAAGCAGUGGAGAUGGGGCGCAGUGGCUCUCACUUGUGAUCGGCACUUCGGGAGGCCAAGGCGGGAGGAUCACUUGAACUCAGGAGUUCAGGACUGGCCUGGGCAACAUGGUGAAACUCUAUUUCUAUAAAAAAUGCAAAACAAAAAACAAAAAAAAAACCCUAGCCGGGCGUGGUGGUGUGCACCUGUAGUCCCAGCUACUUGGGGAGCUGAGGUGGGAGGAUCACUUGAGCCCAGGAGGUUGAGACCGCAGUGAGCCAAGAUUGUACCACACCACAGCACUCCCGCCUGGGCAACAUUGAGACCCUGUCUCAAAAAAGAAAAAAGGGGCAAUGGAAAUAGUGAAAUAACUUAAAGGUCACACUGACAGUUUCUAGUUCUGAGUGUCAACUCUCCAGUUGCUUGCGAUGGGGGAACUGACUGCUCGCUGCCUUUAACUGUCUUGCUCUCUAUGGGGAAAAAAAAAAAGGGCUUCAGUCUUAUAGAUGUUAUUUGGUGUUUGUAAACAUACGUUUUCUUUUAAACGAUUUUCAAAGUAUGUCUACAUUUUGGUGUCCUAUAAAAAGUUGUUGUAUAAUGCAUAGUGCUUUCUCACCAACAGAAAAAAAGGAAAAAAAUUGUUUUCAGUUAAACACUACAUGUCCUACUUGAACUCCACUGGGAUGCUGGUUUGGCAUUUACUAAGCCACUGAGCACAUGGGGUCUUCCAGGAUCCUCUCCCUUGGAAGGGCAAUGUGUGAGCUAAGGACUGUUUUUUUCUUACUCUCCAAUGUAAAUAUAUUAGGAUUUGAGUUUUUAAAUCACUUCAACAUUAUUUGAGCAUUUACUUUGUAUUUUUGCAAACACAUAAACACACAGCCGUAGCACUUAGAAGAAAAGAGGCUUUCUAAACAUUCCUUCAUAUGUAGGAUAUUUGGGAGCCUCUUUUCUAUGUAUGUAUAUAUAUAAAAAACUAUGAAUCACUCACACUCACUCUAAAACUAUGCAGGGCUAGGGAGCCUUUAUGAGCUACCAGAUAAAUGAAUUACAUGCACUUUGAAGUAAAUAGUUUUUCUAUUGGGUGUCAACAACUCUGCUUUCUCCCAAAACUAUAGUUUCUCUUAUGGUCUUUUCCUCCUUUACCCUGUGGAUAUACACUCAGGAAUAAUCUGACAUUUUAGAAAACCCUAACAGUAGAUAGUCUCCAAGAUGGGAAAUAUACUGUGUGUCUGCACGCACGGGUGGCAAACUGCCACCAGUCGCUCUGCUGUGCUGGUGCACUCGGUGAUGCUUGUGGUUGUUGUACAAGCUCCCGAGCUCCCAGAGUUAACACUAAUCUGCAGGUCGGCUGUGCGUCGCAUUCGAGCCUCCUUUUUUGAAGAGAAAAACAUAGGCCUCUGUUCUCGCUUGUAAGAAGUUUGACUCAUAAUAGACAAUAGUGUCUUUUGAAGCCCAGUCUGUCUUCAGAAACAAAAGCGAAGGCCAUCAUAUUCCUUAAUGUGUGUUUCUCUUAUCACAUAUGUAUGUUGACAUGUUCAUGUUUUGAUACAGUUUUAUAUUUCUAUUCUGAAUCAGACUGUACUGCGCCAGUACUGCAAGGAAGAAUCAGUAGACCUAAUUUGGAUGGGGAGAAAAAGUCUUAUCUCUGACCCGUUUUGUUGUGGUUUUUUUCCCAAAUGUUAAACCGGAGCUGUUGAUCCCACACAUUCAUUUUUCUGAAAAUGUAUGAACUAUUCUCAUAUCCCUGAAGUAUAAUUAUAAAAAUAGGUGGCCACUAUUCUUAAGAUUAUUUAGUUUAUAAAGUUUGCUUUUAAUCAUACAGUAGCUUACCUGGCUAAACUAUGUGUAUAAAGAGAAAACUUGCUUUAAUCCCUGGGAUUUCGGACCGGUGUGACUUGCGGAAGGUAAAGAGGUGGGUUUGUGCGUGUUAGGUUAGGUGUUAAAUGCUUUUAAUGUGUCUGGGGAAGUGUGGUUACUAGGGUAGGUUGAAGAGCUAUGUGCCUCUGGCUUCCAACCCAUCUAGUAAAUCUUUUUAAAUUCUGUACUAAGGUAAAUGUGAAGUCUGAGUAAGGUUGCUCUCAGAAGGAAAAGCAUACAUAUGUGUAAUAUAAAAUUUAGGCCAUGGGAACUGUCAUUUUACUUGGUAUAGGAUUUUAAUGAGAACCAAAUCACAAAAAUACCAGAUCUCCUUUUGAGGUCAUGGACAAUCAGGCCGUUUGGACAAUCACCACUUCCAGUGUCUGCUGUGCGUUGAGGUUAGAGAACUACCAUUUACAUGCUAGGGCCAAGGAGGACAUUCGAGUUUCUUAAAGACGCUGUUGGUCUUUUUCUUACGUUACUGUUUUAGUUUUGUGAUUUUGAUGAAUAAUUUAAGUUCAGAGUCACUGGUGGCUCCUAAGAAAAAAGCAGCACGAAAGGCAAAAAGUAUUUGAAACAUAGUUGUGUAAAUUUUCCAUGCCCAUUCUUUAGCUCACAUGCCCCCUUUAGCUUUAUUUCUGGGAACAUGUCCUUAGACCUCAGCUAGCCUGACACUGCAAUAACCCGUUAGGCUUUAAGGCUUUUCAGUGAAUUCUUGACAUUUCAGUCUUAUAGAAUUCUCUCUGAAACCUUACCUAAGUCUUGUUUUUGCUUCCUCAGAAACUUUUUAUUACACCUGCCAUCCUUCACUGGAUUUUUCUUUUGGUUUGUUGUUGCCGUCCUAGCAAUGAGCUUAGUUCUUGUACCUCUGCAUAAAGAUGCCGAUGCCGAAGGCAAGGUGGAAGUUCGCGCCACACAGUGGGGCUCACAGCCGUGUGCAUCGCUCUUUAGAGUUGAAAGGAUUGACAUUUCUCAGUAACUACCCAGCAAAAUACCUAUUUUCAUAAUGUUGAAUUUGCCUUUUAGAAAAAAAAACGUUUCAUGAAACACUUGUAAGAUACUUAUCUUGAAAUUAACUGCAAGGCAUUCAUGUUUUUAGGACUGAAUUCAAAGGGAAAUGCUUCUUUGACUUUUUUCACUGUUCGGUUGCCUUUCGGCUCUCUGUACUAUUAAAGCAGCAGUGAUGGGUGCUAUUCCCGGUUCUGCAGUGGUUUACUUUGUCUACUAAGUGAUUUCCUUUUAAACCUCAUUACCGAUAAUCUUACUGAAAGACUGAACGUGCACACUGCUAAAAGGUGUUUUACUGUUUUCCAUUAACAGUGUUGUAUGAGCAAUGUUUGGUGACAUGUUUUCUCUUUGUCCUGUAGAUUGUCAUGUCUGUUAUGUAGCUAUCGUAUUGGCAAGUCCUUUGCUUUUUUUUCCUCUAGAAAAUCCUCAGACUGUCAGUCUUUCAUAUUCUGAAUAUUAUAAUGCUGUGGCCGUUUCUAUAGAAAGAUGACUUGCAAGUGUGUGUCUUGAAAAUAACUUCUUAUGUUUGUGUGUUUGUGUGAGUUCUAAGAGGUCAGAUAAGCUCUGGACGCUUCAUCGUCUACCUGCACGUGACUCCGUAUCUGGGUUACAUGGGCAGGCAACACUGAGUCCUGCUCUUAGAUGGGGUGGCUGAGAGAUAAAGGUUCCUGAACUCAACUUGCUGUGUAUGUACCACAUCUGUACACAGAGAGGUGGAAAACCAUCUACAACACUGCAUUUCUUGUGGUUGUGCUGUUACUGGUAUAAAGUCAAGUGCCUUCAAUGCUAAAGGCUCAGAAAAUUUUCAAACUGAUUCCAUGUCCUAUGCAAGUGUUUUUUACAACCUGCAUAACCAGUACUUUGUAAAACUUGUUUACGCUUCAAUUGUACAUAGUGAUUUUUAAAGAAAUAUAUAGUAUUUUUAUUUAGGUACCUCCAAACUUGAAUUCGUCUGUGUGAAGCGUUGUAAAACAAUACAUUUCUCUUUUGAGUACCAUUACUGUUGUACAGAGGUUUUCACUGCUUCUAUUUUUCUACUGUUACUGAUGAGCAUGUAACACUGACUUUAUCCUACAUAUAGUUGGCAUUUCAAAUAAAUGGCUUGUAUAGAA